UUUGGGAUCAAGGCAGCACAGCGGAAGCAUGAGCGCAGGAGGGGCAGCUACACUCGCCAUGAAAACGUCUAUCCGUCUCCCGAGCAAUGGCAUGGGCCCAGGAGAAGCGGCAGCAUCGCCUCGAUGCCCCAGCGGGGGCGUGAGCGCGGCGCGGGCAGCAGCAUCACCCGUGCGAUCAGUUGCUGGAAGAUGGGAUGACGAGCGCGACAGAUGUGGAGGGGUCCCUGCUGCAGGCGCAGACGCUGCGUGCGUGCGCCAAUCGCUGGAGCGCCUCAGGCUCGACAUGGAGGCGGUCUUUGAUAAGCACAGGGAGCUUUGGCGGCAGUAUCCUGAUGCGUCUUCGGGGCCUCGCGCUGCAGUGGCAGAAUCUGCAGACCGGGUCCCGGACCAGGUGCUCCAUCACCACCACCACCCCAUUUCGCCGAAGAAGGUAAGGUUCCGCGACACGGGCCGCACUGUCGUAGAGCACAUUUCGAGUAACAGGAGUGCCAAAUCGGACGAAGGGAUGACCAGGAUUCGCAAGCUACAAACGGAACGGAACCUCUUCCUCACGCAGGAGGACAAGAAUUGGAUGCACACCCUUGUAACGUCUAGCCAUAAGUCAUGGAUUAGUCGUUGUUCCAUGUGGUUGCCUGGAAGUAGGAUAGGAACUUUCAGCUCAGUGAGAAAGACGACUGAUUUUGUCUCGAAGCUGGUAAGGCAUCCUGGCUACCAGCUCGCUCGCGGCAUGAUGAUGCUUCUGGAUGCAGUGCUUGUUGUGUGGGAGAUGCAAUAUGCUGCACAGCGUGCAACCUCUAGCAUUCACAACAGUUUGGGAGGCAUCGAAGACGCAACAAUAUUGAGUGCAUUUAUGGACAUAUCCUGUGUGAUGUUCGUUACAGACCUCCUGUUGGGUUUCACAGCAGGCCUGUUAGACCCGACCAUAUCUACUGGACAUGGCUGGCAGGAUUUCCACGUCGUCGUUGUGAUCGCACAGUUGCUUCAGACCAUUGGCCAGCACUCACACCAACACCAGAGGUCCUACUCGCAGUUCCGGGUUGUCCUUGCCAUGUUGUCCACAUUGCGUUUGGCCAGGUUGUUGUCGUUGGUGCUUGUGACGGACGUCAUUCGCCAACACCCCUUUUUCAGGGAGCUGCGCAUCAUGAUCCAUUCGCUCACCGGUGCGGUCAAGGGUUUUCUGUGGUCCAGCUUGCUGAUCUUCACGAUCCUGCUCAUCUUUGGCACCGUCUUGUCGGAGGGGACACUGGCUUUCCUCGUCCAAAGCGGGGGAGAGGACUCAUCCGCGGGCUUGCAGGCGCGGUUCGGCUCGCUGUUCCUCGCCGUGCUCACCCUCUUCCAGGCGGUGUCCGGCGGCGUCGACUGGCACGAGGUCUGGCAGAUUUUGGACGCGCUCGGCUGGGGUUACAGGGGGGUGUUCUUGCUGUACAUCGGCUUCUCGUUCCUGACCCUGCUCAACGUGGUCACGGCUGUCCUCAUUGAGGGCACGUUGAUGCGCUGCACGACAGACCGAGGCCUGGUGGUGCAGAGCGAGCUCAUGGCCAAGAGGGACUUCCUCCAGGCCAUGAGGAAGGUGUUCCGGGAGCUGGAUGUCGACGAGGACGGUGACAUCACAGUGGAAGAGCUUAGGGGGCGCAUGAAGGAGCCCGAGAUCGGGGCCUAUUUCAGCCAAUUGGGUGUGGAUUCGGAUCAGGUGGGCAAGCUUUUCCUCCUCCUGGAUCGCGACAAGUCUGGGACACUUGACCCCGAGGAGUUCAUGUUCGGUUGCUUGAAGCUCCGAGGCGCGGCUAAGAAUUUGGACGUGGCGGUGCUGCACCAGGAAGUCCAGUGGAUUCACGAGACUCUCGAGAUCGUGGUGGCCAAUUUGAAGCCCGCCGGCCUCCGCAAUGCGAAUGCGAGGCCCGUUGGGCGAUUUCCCCACUGUGGCGCAGAGACCUCAAUUGAGUUGUCUCCGUUUUCUCCCCUGAACAUACGUCCCUCCUCACCCACGUCGGAUGGUGCCGCCGGUGCGCGACAGACCCCAGCUUGGAUGAUGGAUGACUUCGACCACUGCUAUACCGUAGGAUCCUCGGAUUAGGCGAGCCAUGGAAUCGUGGAAGUAGGCGAUCACUUGUUGAUAUGUUUCAUAAUUUCGCUGAUAAUGCGUAGAGGCGCAAUUUAAAUCCACUGAAGCCGCGUGGCCAGCAGUGGGGCUCAGUGAACUUAGGUUGUUCGCAUUAUCGAUAAGCACGCUGGAACAGGCACUGCCCUUGCCCUUGAA
Prorocentrum cordatum is the source of this 2257-nucleotide messenger RNA. NCBI's taxonomy places the organism in Eukaryota, Dinophyceae, Prorocentrales, Prorocentraceae. The record is from the annotation of a GenBank genome assembly.